AUGUUCCAUUUGUUCCCGGCGCUCUUGAUGUUCCUAGACCUGGUGCUCUUGUCGCCGCCGUGGACGAUCAAAGCGUUACCGGCGUUCGGGCUGUCCAGUUCUAUCGCGAUUGGAUAUUGGAUGUGGGUGAACUAUUGCUAUAGUUUUAAUGGAUUUUAUCCAUAUCCUAUCUUUGAGAUUUUGGAUACUCCAAAGAGAGCCAUGUUGUUUGGAGGGAGUGCUGUGACGAUGGCCCUUAUGACGUUGGUACUCAAGUGGGCUUAUGGGAUUUUGAAUGGUGUCGAGGUCCUCGAAGUGGCAGGGAAGCCAUACAUGCCCAAGGAUAAGAAGAAGGCUUGA
Messenger RNA from Orbilia oligospora ATCC 24927, 339 nucleotides. RefSeq lists its product as uncharacterized. NCBI's taxonomy places the organism in Eukaryota, Fungi, Ascomycota, Orbiliomycetes, Orbiliales, Orbiliaceae. Bases 1 to 339 code for a protein of 112 amino acids. The transcript has a single exon. The record is from RefSeq and is a predicted model, not a curated record. Gene Ontology annotation, cellular component: endomembrane system; membrane.